Molecule: messenger RNA, 11301 nt
Organism: Coregonus sp. 'balchen'
Lineage: Eukaryota; Metazoa; Chordata; Actinopteri; Salmoniformes; Salmonidae
Source: the annotation of a GenBank genome assembly
AUGUCCAGUUUUACUAAAUCUGCCCAGGUAACACUUUACUUUUAUACAUAACGUGUGAUUAUUUUGUAUUUUGAACUAGCAUUAAAUGUGUAAAUGUCAUGGUAAAUUAUAUGCAAAACUCAUCGCUGACAUAUGGUACAUGUCGCUAACGUUAGCUAGCUAGCUAUCCGUAAUCUGUCCAGCUAGCUAAUCUCUUUAUUAAAUCGUAGUCCUAAAUUGCAGUUUGAUCUUUUCUUGCAAUUAUUUAUAUUAUUAAUUUAAUCCUUGUGCCCCAGUCAACCUUCAGCUAUAUGUUUGUGGCUUGAGAGCUGACAACUGUGUGCUGAUGUGGGAUGUUGUGCUACUACUGUGUCUGAAACUCUGAAUUGACGUGAUCUCUCUCUUCCCCUUUAUUCAGCAAUGGGCUACCUUUGCCAGGUCGUGGUACCUGAUAGACGCUCGGAUGCAGCCUCCAGGGAAGAUUGCCACUAUGUGUGCAGUCAGGCUACAGGGGAAACACAAACCGAUCUACCAUGCACUGAGUGAGUAGACAGCUAGCAACAUGCCCAUUUAGAAAUGGACUAAUGAUGUGUGUUUUCCUGAAUGUGUGCGACUGUGCAAUACAGUCCGCAAUUGAUUUGAGGCUUUAAUUUGAUGCUUCCUUCACAGCCAGCCGGAGGGGAUGGCUGCCGUUUUACAGGCUCCUAACCAAUUGUACUAUUUUGUGUGGUUUUCUCGCAUUGUUUGUAACUUAUUUUCUACAUAAUGUUGCUGCUACUGUCUCUUAUGACCGAAAAGAGCUUCUGGAUAUGAGAACAGCGAUUACUCACCUCGAAAUGGACUAAGAUUUUUUCUUCAAUGAGUCCGAUGCUAAGGAUGUACUGUUUUUCUGAGACCAGGCCCAAAUCCCUGUCAUUCGCGUGAAGAAAAGACUAAGGUACAGGGGGCGGAGAUUGUGGGUGCCUUGUGAGAAUUAGACGGCGAGUGGGUAACCCGCCUCUACCAUCCGUUCUAUUGGCCAACGUGCAAUCACUGGAGAAUAAACUGGAUGAGCUCUGUUCGAAACUAUCCUACCAACGGGACAUUAAAAACUAAUAUCUUAUGUUUCACCGAGUCAUGGCUGAACGAUGACGCGGAUAAUAUACAAUUGGCUGGGUUUUCCGUGCAUCGGCAGGACAGAACAGCUAUGUCCGGUAAGACCCUCGGGUGGUGGUGUGUGCGCCUAUUUGUCAAUAACAGCUGGUGCGUGAUUUCUAAUAUUAAGGAAGUCUCUAGGUAUUGCUCGCCUGAGCUAGAGUACCUCAUGAUAAGCUGUAGACUACACUAUCUACCAAGAGAGUUUUCCUCUAUAUUUUUCAUAGCCGUCUAUUUACCACCACAAACCGAUGCUGGCACUAAGACCACACUCAACGAGCUGUAUAAGGCCAUAAGCAAACAAGAAAAGGCUCAUCCAGAAGUGGCACUCCUAGUGGCCGGGGACUUUAAUGCAGGCCAAUUUUAAAUCUGUUUUACCUCAUUUCUACCAGCAUGUCACAUGUGCAACCUUUACUCCACACAUGGAGACACAUACAAUGCUCUCCCUCGCCCUCCAUUUGGCAAAUCUGACCAUAAUUCUGUCCUCCUGAUUCCUGCUUACAAGUAAAAACUAAAGCAGGAAGUACCAGUGACUCGCUCAAUACGGAAGUGGUCAGAUGACGCGGAUGCUACGCUACAGGACUGUUUUGCUAGCACAGACUGGAAUAUGUUCCGGGAUUCAUCCAAUGGCAUUGAGGAGUACACCACAUCAGUCACUGGCUUCAUCAAUAAGUGCAUCGAAGACGUCAUCCCCACAGUGACCGUAUGUACAUAUCCCAACCAGAAGCCAUGGAUUACAGGCAACAUCCACACCGAGCUAAAGGGUAGAGCUGCCGGUUUCAAGGAGUGUGACACUAAUACGGACGCUUAUAAGAAAUCCCGCUAUGCAUUCAGACGAACCAUCAAACAGGCAAAGCGUCAAUACAGGACUGCGAUUGAAUCCUACUACACCGGCUCUGACGCGCGUCGGAUUUGGCAGGGCUUACAAACUAUUAGAGACUACAAAGGGAAACCCAGCCAUGAGCUGCCCAGUGACGCGAGCCUACCAGACGGGCUAAAUGCCUUUUAUGCCCCUUGUUUUUACACUGCUGCUACUCUCUGUUAAUUAUCUAUGCAUAGUCACUUUACCCCUACGUACAUGUACAAAUGACCUCGACUAACCUGUACCCCCGCACAUUGACUCGGUACCGGUACCCCUGUACAUAGCCUCGUUAUUGUUAUUUUAUUGUGUAACUUUAUUUUAUGUUUUACUUUAUUUUAUUUAGUAAAUAAUUAUUGAACUGCAUUGUAGGUUAAGGGCUUGUAAGUAAGCAUCUCACGGUAAGGUCUACACUUGUGUUCGGCGCAUGUGACAAAUAAAAUUGGAUUUGAUUUUAAUUUGAGCAAGGACAUAUUCUGAGAGGUUUUUUUUGCAGCCAUAACAAUGACCACAUGGUGGCGCUAAAGGAUCACUAUGAAACCAAUAGACCCCAACUAUGCACAUAACCAGAAGGCUCAGAUAGAACCCACCACUUAUUUUUCAUCAACUGCCUUCAGCCUUCUUUCAAAACCUGUGGCUCUUCACACUAUUUGAGUUUGAUUUGACUGUGAGGUGAAUGCCUCUUCACCUGAUGUAUAGGUACAUGUGUGUGGACCCUGAGGGAUAGAGAAACCUGUCCAUUACUUUCCCCUCAUCCCUGGAGCUGUGCUCUGUUAACUGCUGGAAUGCUGGAGAGUGAAGGGGGCUUAUUGUUUGACCUAUUCUAUGAACCUGUUUGACCUAUUCUAUGAUGCUGUUUGACCUAUUCUAUUAAAUGUGAUCUGCUCGUUGUUGAACGACCAUUCAAACUAAGAAGGGUUUACUUUUGGUGUGUUAUACGCUACCAGUCAAAAGUUUUAAAUGCUUCACAGUGUGCAAAGCUGUCAUCAAGGCAAAGGGUAGCUAUUUGAAGAAUCUCAAAUAUAACAUAUCUUUUUUGAUUUGUUGAACACUUUUUUUGGUUACUACAUGAUUCCAUAUGUGUUAUUGCAUAUAUUUGAUGUCUUCACUAUUAUUCUACAAUGUAGAAAAUAGUAAAAAAUAAAGAAACUUUUGACUGGUAGUGUACAUUAAUCCUCCCUUUUCCAAUUGUAGUGACUCAUCUAUUUAGUUCCUAGCAGUGCACUGAUCCUCCUCCCUACAUUACAAUAAACCUAGCUUUUAUUUACACCUGCCUUUUCAUUUAAGUUAUACAUGUUCCCUUUCCCAAAGUGUAUAUCUGCUUUAGUAGAGAGUGAUGGAGAGGUGUUAGAAAGUCAUCUAUCAUUCUCUCCAUAUCUAAUUCAGAAACCACUUGGUGGCAUUUGAAUUAUGAAUCUUUUCCUGCAUUCCUUGAUAAUCUUUUAAAAGGAGCUAAGAACAUCCAUUGUAACGUGUCAGCAAAAUGUGUUUCUAUAAAGUUUGUGAUCUUUAUAAUGAGCAUGUGUCUCUGUGUUCCUCAGGUGAUGUUGGAGAUCAUGUAGUAGUCAUGAACACCAGACACAUAGCCUUCUCUGGGAACAAAUGGGAACAGAAGGUCUAUUCCUCCCACACACAGUAAGGUCUUGAUCAGACUGUCUGUCUGUUACACGUGGAAUAACCAGUGAACAUAAAGGAGUGUUAUUCUGUACCUGUGUUUACUCAUCAGUCAAGAAGAACUUCAUUGAAACAUGGAGCAUGUGAACUGAUCUGUGUAAUGAGUGAUGUGGUUGACUAAGCAUAUGUGUGUAAAGUUGAUUGUCAUACCAAAGUGUGUCUUCCUCGAAAUUCAGCUUUGUUUCUUUCCCAAAGGUUUCCAGGUGGAUUUAAACAAGUCACAGCCACCCAGCUACAUUUGAAAGACCCCAAAGCGGUAAGUAUUUUGAGUCAGUUUAUUAGGUACACCCAUCUAGUACCGAGUCGGACUGCCCUUUGCCUCCAGAACGGCUGGAAUUCUUCGGGAAAGUUCCACAGGGAUGUUGGUCCAUGCUGACGUGAUGGCAUCACGCAGUUGCUGCAGAUUGGACGGCGGUACACCACAACCACCAGCUUGUACCUUUGACACCAGGCAGGAUGGGUCCAUGGACUCAUGCAGCUUACGCCAAAUCCUGACUCUGCCAUCAGCAUGACGCAUCAGGAACUAGGAUUUGUCAGACCAGGGAAUGUUUUUCCACUCCUCAAUUGUCCAGUGUUUGUGAUCGUGUGACUACUGGAACCUCUGCUUCUUGUUCUAAGCUGAUAGGAGUGGAACCCGGUGUGGUCGUCUGCUACAAUAGUCAAUGACAAGGAUUGACGAGUUGUGCAUUCCGAAAUGCUGUUCUGCACACCACUGUUGUACUUUGCCGUUGUCUGUUUGUGGCCUGCCUGUUAGCUUGCACAAUUCUUGCCAUUCUCCUUCGACCUCUCUCAUCAACGAGCUGUUUUCGCCCACAGGACUGCCACUGACUGGAUGUUUUUUGUUUGUCGCACCAUUUCUCAGUAAGCUCUAGACACUGUCGUGAGUGAAAAGCCCAGGAGGGCGGAUGUUUCUGAGAUACUGGAUCCGACGUGCCUGGCACCGACAAUCAUACCACGCUCAAAGUCGCUUAGGUCACUCGUUUUGCCCAUUCUGACGUUCAGUCGAACAGUAACUGAAUGACUCGAUGCCUGUCUGCCUGCUUUAUAUAGCAAGCCAUGGCCUCGUGAACAGGGUGGUGUACCUAAUAAACUGGCUGGUGAGUUAGCUAUUGUUUAUUUGUGUGCUACUGCAGUCUGUUUGGAAACACUGAAUAAACACUGUCCUCUCAAGUGUACCUAUACAGUAACUUCAGCCUUUAAAGUUUCAUUCCUAGGCCUAGCUAAAGCUGCAUUUCAUAAUUCAUCAAAAUGUCAGAAUUGCAUGGCAUUCAGGUAGCAGUUGCAUUUUGCAUCGCAUUUAUGUAUUGAUUUUUUAUUUGAUGAAAUAUGAGCUGUCCCACAGUUGUGUGACGUGUUUUGUCUAUAAACGUUACAAAUGGCCCGCUGGGAAAGAAUGAAUUAUGGUGUAUUAUUACUCUGUCCUUGUAAGUCUCCCAUCCCUCCCAUUCCUCUGGUUCCAGAGAGGUAGUGUUCUGCUCCAGAAUCAUCAGGGAGGAUUUUAGAAGUGUUGUUUUCAGACAGACACACUUGUGUAUUAUCACAGACACAGCAUCUGUGCUGGUACAGGUCUGUCAGACUAUUACACCUUUAGGAGAAUGUCUACUGGAAUCUGGGGAAAGGCCUAGCUGGGUGUGCAGGAAGAUAAAGGAGCAGCAGCAGAGCUUAUUGCAACCCAGAGAUUAACUUUUCAAGGAAUAAACUAAACCCAUUUCAGCUUGAAUUUGGCUAUAUGUUUUCUCUCCUCUGCCUUAGAGCACAUGGCAUUGCUCUUAUUUAGAUGGAUGGUCUUAAUAUUGUUUUAGUGUAUACUUUUGUUUGUGUUGCCUCAAAUACAUGAAUGUUUCAACAGUGCCGUCCCAAGUGGUUAACUGACGAAAUGUACCUAUAGCUAGGCCCACAUGUACAUUAAUUAAAUGUACCUUAAGCUAAGCUUAGUGAUGAGCUUUGUGGGCACUAUGGUAUUGAAUGCUGAGCUGUAGUCAAUGAACAGCAUUCUCACAUAGGUGUUCCUUUUGUCCAGGUGGGAAAGGGCAGUGUGGAGUGUGGAUUGCAUCAUCUGUGGAUCUGUUGGGGGGGUAUGUAAAUUGGAGUGGGUCUAGGGUUUCCAGGAUGAUGGUGGUGUUGUGAGCCAUGACCAGCCUUUCAAAGCACUUUAUGGCUACCGACGUGAGUGCUACAGGGCGGUAGUCAUUUAGGCAGGUUACCUUCGCUUUCUUGGGCACAGGGACUAUGGUGGUCUGCUUGAAACAUGUAGGUAUUACAGACUCAGUCAGGGAGAGGUUGAAAAUGUCAGUGAAGACACUUGCCAGUUGGUCCGCGCAUGCUCUGAGUACACAUCCUGGUAAUCCGUAUGGCCCCGCGGCCUUGUGAAUGUUGACCUGUUUAAAGGUCUUGCUCACAUCGGCUAUGGAGAGUGUAAUCACACAGUCGUCCGGAACAGCUGGUGCUCUCAUGCAUGCUUCAGUGUUGCUUGCCUCGAAGCGAGCAUAAAAGGCAUUUAGCCCGUCUGGUAUGCUCGCAUCACUGGGCAGCUCGUGGCUGGGUUUCCCUUUGUAGGCCGUUAUAGUUUGUAAAUCCUGCCACAUCCGACGCGCAUCAGAACGGGUGUAGUAGUAUUCAAUCUUAGUCCUGUAUUGACGCUUUGCCUGUUUGAUGGUUCAUCUGAGGGCAUAGCGGGAUUUCUUAUAAGCGUCCGGAUUAGUGUCCUGCUUAGCUUAACAGGACAAUGACCCAAAACACACCUCCAGGCUGUGUAAAGGCUAUUUGACCAACAAGGAGAGUGAUGGAGUCCUGCAUCAGAUGACCUGGCCUCCACAAUCACCCGACCUCAACCCAAUUGAGAUGGUUUGGGAUGGGUUGGACCGCAGAGUGAAGGAAAAGCAGCCAACAAGUGCUCAGCAUAUGUGAGAACUCCUUCAAGACUGUUGGAAAAGCAUUCCUCUUGAAGCUGGUUGAGAGAAUGCCAAGAGUGUGCAAAGCUGUCAUCAAGGCAAUGGGUGGCUAUUUGAAGAAUUUGUUUAACACUUUUUUGGUUUCUACAUGAUUCCAUACAGUGGGGGGAAAAAGUAUUUAGUCAGCCACCAAUUGUGCAAGUUCUCCCACUUAAAAAGAUGAGAGGCCUGUAAUUUUCAUCAUAGGUACACGUCAACUAUGACAGACAAAAUGAGAAAAGAAAAUCCAGAAAAUCACAUUGUAGGAUUUUUAAUGAAUUUAUUUGCAAAUUAUGGUGGAAAAUAAGUAUUUGGUCAAUAACAAAAGUUUCUCAAUAUUUUGUUAUAUACCCUUUGUUGGCAAUGACACAGGUCAAACGUUUUCUGUAAGUCUUCACAAGGUUUUCACACACUGUUGCUGGUAUUUUGGCCCAUUCCUCCAUGCAGAUCUCCUCUAGAGCAGUGAUGUUUUGGGGCUGUCGCUGGGCAACACGGACUUUCAACUCCCUCCAAAGAUUUUCUAUGGGGUUGAGAUCUGGAGACUGGCUAGGCCACUCCAGGACCUUGAAAUCCUUCUUACGAAGCCACUCCUUCGUUGCCCAGGCAGUGUGUUUGGGAUCAUUGUCAUGCUGAAAGACCCAGCCACGUUUCAUCUUCAAUGCCCUUGCUGAUGGAAGGAAGUUUUCACUCAAAAUCUCACGAUACAUGGCCCCAUUCAUUCUUUCCUUUACACGGAUCAGUCGUCCUGGUCCCUUUGCAGAAAAACAGCCCCAAAGCAUGAUGUUUCCACCCCCAUGCUUCACAGUAGGUAUGGUGUUCUUUGGAUGCAACUCAGCAUUCUUUGUCCUCCAAACACGACGAGUUGAGUUUUUACCAAAAAGUUAUAUUUAGGUUUCAUCUGACCAUAUGACAUUCUCCCAAUCCUCUUCUGGAUCAUCCAAAUGCACUCUAGCAAACUUCAGACGGGCCUGGACAUGUACUGGCUUAAGCAGGGGGACACGUCUGGCACUGCAGGAUUUGAGUCCCUGGCGGCGUAGUGUGUUACUGAUGGUAGGCUUUGUUACUUUGGUCUCAGCUCUCUGCAGGUCAUUCACUAGGUCCCCCCGUGUGGUUCUGGGAUUUUUGCUCACCGUUCUUGUGAUCAUUUUGACCCCACGGGGUGAGAUCUUGCGUGGAGCCCCAGAUCGAGGGAGAUUAUCAGUGGUCUUGUAUGUAUGUAUGUAUGUAUGUAAUUUGCAAAUAAAUUCAUUAAAAAUCCUACAAUGUGAUUUUCUGGAGAAAAAAAAUCUCAAUUUGUCUGUCAUAGUUGACGUGUAUCUAUGAUGAAAAUUACAGGCCUCUCUCAUCUUUUUAAGUGGGAGAACUUGCACAAUUGGUGGCUGACUAAAUACUUUUUUUCCCCCACUGUAUGUGUUAUUUCAUAGUUUGAUGUCUUCACUAUUAUUCUACAAUGUAGAAAAUUGUCCAAAUAAAGAAAAACCCUUGAAUGAGUAGGUGUGUCCAAACUUUUGACUGGUACUGUACAUUAAUCCUCCCUUUUCCAAUUGUAGUGACUCAUCUAUUUAGUUCCUAGCAGUGCACUGAUCCUCCUCCCUACAUUACAAUAAACCUAGCUUUUAUUUACAUCUGCCUUUUCAUUUAAGUGAUACAUGUUCCCUUUCCGUAAGUCUAUCUCCCAAAGUUUAAACAUGAGGGAUAGUGUGUGAGGGGCAUCCCCCUCAGUGAUGGCAUAGCAGGAAGGGAGAACAGAACAGCCACAUGUUCUCCUACCCCAGCCCAGAGAACAGAACAGCCGCAUGUUAUCCUAUCCUAGCCCUGCCCAGAGAACAGAACAGCCACAUGUUAUCCUACCCCAGCCCAGAGAACAGAACAACCACAUGUUCUCCUACCCCAGCCCAGAGAACAGAACAGCCACAUGUUAUCCUAUCCUAGCCCUGCCCAGAGACCAGAACAGCCACAUGUUAUCCUACCCCAGUUCCAUACUGUAUAGCUGAAUGGCCCAGGCCAGAGCUCCAAGGCCUGGCCGACUGCCUGCCUGCCUCUCCCCAGUUCUGGCCUGCAGCCUCUCAACCCUCAUCGCCCCCCUAGCCCUCUCCAAACCUCCCCAGGCCUCCGCUCUCCCCCAGCCCACCUCUCCCUCUCCCCAACUGUCCUCAUCCCUCCCCUCAGCGCUCCUCCCCAGCCCUGGCCAGUUGCAUCUCCCUUCCCCUCCUCUCCCCCCCCCCCAUUCCUCUCCAGCCCUCCUCAGGCUUCUCUAGCACAUUAAACCUCCAUUAAUGAGAUGGAUGCGUGUCUCUAGCUGAGUUAUUCCAGUGGUGGGAGAAUCUAUCAGAGGUAAUUGUGGGUAAUGAUCACGUUGGGGUGACAUCCACCUUCUGUAGCCGUGGUAACGAAUGGUGUCCCUAUACAACACACAUCCAUCAUCCACACACCACGGUCGUCAUUUAACAGGAAUAGGACUGAUUAAUUUUCACAGGGAAUAGAUAUGUAUGAAGGGAUUCAGCUAGAAAUGGUAGGUGAGAGAAAAAGUCAAAUAUUAAGAGAUUUUCACUUCUCUGUGACAUUUUAGGUUUUUCUUCCCCUCACGUGGUAUUCUUAUUGCAGAGGUUGGAUUUGAGUGGUGGACGGUUAUGUAGGAAUAACAUGUCAUUUUUCUGGUCGGUUUGCCAACGGGAGUAGGGAGGGGAGGAACAUGGAAAGACUGGAGAAGGAAACUGGGGAAUAGAGGAGGGGUUGUGGCACAUUCAGGGUAUCAGUUGAAGGAUAACACAAUUUCUUUCUAAAUUCUUUGCUACCAGUUGGCGAUCGUGACACAUAGCUCCAAGGAACACUGAAUAUGUUUCACACCACAGGGUGAGGGAGGGAUACGAGGAAUAAAACCAGACUGUUUAGAUGAGGUUAGGAGAAUAUUAAAGAGGUCUAUAAGGUUGUAUACAGGGGAGACUGCUCAGUACUCUUUACUAUCUACAUUAACAAGCAGAGGGUAAGGUGGAGAUAUUACCAUAUUGUUUAAACCUAGCACAUUAAGAAAGCUAAACUUAGAUAUAUGUUUUUGGUUGUUGGUUCAAUUAGACCAUGCCCAUUUCAAGUAUAUAUUUCUAAAAACAAAUUAGGGAAGUUAGCUGGCUAACUCAUUGAUCUUGCUUUGUAGUAUACCCCCCUGGACCUAACAGGACCUCCACUAGAGACAUUUUUAGUCAUUUAGCAGAUGCUCUUAUCCAGAGCGACUUACAGGAGCAAUUAGGGUUAAGUGCCUUGCUCAAGGACAUAUCAACAGAUGUUUUACCUAGUCGGCUCAGGGAUUAGAACCAGCGACCUUUCGGUUACUGGCACAACGCUCUUAACCACUAAGCUACCUGCCGACAUAUUAAAGAUGGCUCAAUGAUGGACCUCGACCUUGCUCCUCUCUAGAGCUGUAAACAUGACAACCCUGAUCCAACUGUCUUACAUCAAACGCCUGUCUGUGUUAAGGGUGUCCCAAAUAGCACCCUAUUCCCUAUAUAGUGCACUAGGGUGCCAUUUGGGACACAACCUAAGUAGCCUAUCCAAGCGAUGUAUCUCCUUCUUCUUCUUCUUCUUCAUCAUCAGAUAGUAAAGCUGGCAGUAUAUGGGAUGCUGCCUAGGAACCUCUCCAGAAGGACCAUGAUGCAACGGCUACACCUCUUCCCUGAAGAUGUAAGACUUGUCUUUAAGACUAUGACAUCUAAUAUUGUGUGAAAAUGAAACAGGACGUUUUAGUAAAAUAAUGAUGCCACACACCACCUCUUCCCUGAAGAUAAAAUAUCUGCUCUUUAUUCCCCUGUUGUGGAGGGAAUAUGGCUGACAUGUUGAUUGAUUGAUUGAAUUUGCUUAAUAAUUUUAAAUGACUACAUAUACAGCCAAGAACAAGCAGAACAGACAUAGAAACAUCAAUGAUAACACAAGUCUGACAUGUUUCCAUUGUGGUAAAGCAUUUAGAAAAGACUAGUCGCAGUCUAGCUUCUAUGCCCAUAAUACGGUAUAUAAAUGUAAAAGUCUUAUUUUCCAUUGACCUACACCUCUCCAACCCAGGUGUGUGUUCCCUCUCUGAGAAGUGAAGACACCUACAAACCCAAGACUGUGUUCCUGUCCCUGGCUAUAGCCUAGGUGUCAUACAGAUCCAGAUCUAAGACUGUGUCCCUGUCCCUGGCUAUAGCCUAGGUGUCAUACAGAUCCAGAUCUAAGACUGUGUCCCUGUCCCUGGCUAUAGCCUAGGUGUCAUACAGAUCCAGAUCUAAGACUGUGUCCCUGUCCCUGGCUAUAGCCUAGGUGUCAUACAGAUCCAGAUCUAAGACUGUGUCCCUGUCCCUGGCUAUAGCCUAGGUGUCAUACAGAUCCAGAUCUAAGACUGUGUUCCUGUCCCUGGCUAUAGCCUAGGUGUCAUACGGAUCCAGAUCUAAGACUGUGUCCCUGUCCCUGGCUAUAGCCUAGGUGUCAUACAGAUCCAGAUCUAAGACUGUGUCCCUGUCCCUGGCUAUAGCCUAGGUGUCAUACAGAUCCAGAUCUAAGACUGUUCCUGUCCCUGGCUAUAGCCGUGAUGCCAUACAGAUCCAUGAAAUGGCUUUGUUGUAUGUAAUUGUAUGGUAGGAUCUUCCUGAGGACAUCCUUAUGAACCUGACAGAGGAGCUGCCUCAGCCCAGAGAGAUCCCUCGCAGACUGAAUGAGUACAGCCAGGAGGAACGAGAAGCCUUCCCCACUCUAUGGACC